Messenger RNA from Metarhizium robertsii ARSEF 23, 1659 nucleotides. RefSeq names its product Amino acid adenylation. The record is from RefSeq and is a predicted model, not a curated record. Bases 1 to 1659 code for a protein of 552 amino acids. Gene Ontology annotation, biological process: fatty acid metabolic process. The transcript is spliced from 3 exons. Gene Ontology annotation, molecular function: medium-chain fatty acid-CoA ligase activity. NCBI's taxonomy places the organism in Eukaryota, Fungi, Ascomycota, Sordariomycetes, Hypocreales, Clavicipitaceae.
AUGGCCGAGAUUGACGGUGGCCCCCUCAUUAAUACGACAUCUUUGCUUGGGCAUCUCGAACAAGGCCUGGAGAAAAGCUACUAUAAACCAGGAAUAAUAUCAACACACCAGCCUGCAAACCACCUGUCAGAUCUCCUCGCCCUAGCCAAGAGCCACGACGACGGGGAGCGUGGGGGUGCAUAUACCCAUACAAAGACGAGUACUAUCUAUGACGGAGAAAAUGGAUACAACUACUUGACGCUCACCUAUCACCAAAUUCACUCCAUUGCAAAAUGUCUCGCGGCGGGGCUUCUUGCCAACGGAGUGCAACCCAAAUCCACCAUUCUGAUGCUUAUACCGAACGGCGCAGAAUUCGGCUUGCUUCUAUGGACUUCGGUUAUGACAAGAUUGACGAUUUCAUGCGCGGACCCGGACGUCCUUGCUGCCACGGGGCCUGAUGAGCUGCCACAUUUGCUUCGGACCCUUGAACCAUCCAUAAUUGUGGCACAAGACACACGAACCGUGCUCGAGAUGGACCGGCUUGUUGACGACUUUCCGACUGUGAGGCCUCUCUGCAUUCAUGUGGAUCGUUCAGCCAAGAAGCCAGGCUGGAUAACCCUGUCAGAAAUCAUGGAGCAAGGCAACCGGUCAGCGAUAAACCAAGACCAAAUAAUCGAAGCGGCUCGUAAUGAUGAUCCAGAGCGCAUUCAUUCAGUUCUCUUCACGUCAGGGUCGUCUGGCCGUCCAAAGGGUUGUCCCAUGCGGGUGGGAGGGCAAACUCACUACAUGCUUUCGCAAUCAUGGCUUGUUGAUGAAAGGGCCUGCCCACUGGCUCUACAGCAAGCUCAUCCGUCUCGGGCCAUUGCUCAUCUGCAGAUCCUCCUGACCUGGAGGGCCGGUGGCACGGCCGUCUUGACGGGACGUGGCUUCUGUGUGAGCGACAUUUUCGAAGCAAUUCGACGGCUCCCAAUCACUUUCGUGGUCCUCUCUCCGCCCAUGGUACACGAGAUUAGCAAAGAGGUUGCGAAUGCUUCGUUGAAUACAGACUCGGUUCAAACAGUGCAAGUUGGCGGUGAUGCCGUAACCGCCGGCAUCUUGGCCAAAUGUGCAACUGUAUUUCGAGGCGCAAAGGUUGUUGUAGCUCAUGGCAUGACAGAAGGAGGGGGAUCAUUUCGCUGGCCGUUUGAACAUACGCCGAUGAGACAAAUUCCACAUUUCGGCGGUCUUUGUCCGGUAGGCGUAGUGUCUCCGGGGUCAGUAGUUCGCAUAUGGAAUUCUGCGGAAGGGAGGGUGUGUAAGCGCGGCGAGUCUGGAGCUCUGCACAUACGGAGCGGAAGUCAAAUACGAAAUUACAUGUCUGGCGCCUCUGAGACUUCUUUUUACGAAGAUGGGCAGGGCCGCUGGUUUCGCACCGGUGAUGUCGCCGUCAUGGAUCCCAAGGGACUCGUAUAUAUCCUGGGCAGAGAGAAGGACAUGAUUAAUCGCGACGGAGUGGCCAUAAUGCCAGCGCCACUGCAGAACUGCAUAGAAAUACUUACCGGAGAGCAGGCUGUCGCUGUCAGCGUAACGAGUGAAUCCCAGGGCGAGCAACUAUUUGCUGUCCUGCGUUCUUUGGCUUCCAAUUCUCCUGGAGAUAUUAAUCGACACAUUGAAAAAAUGCUCGGCAAGCAUUGGGACUAG